This is a messenger RNA of Drechmeria coniospora, 2226 nucleotides long. Its product is annotated as DNA-directed DNA polymerase X. The transcript has a single exon. The coding region runs from base 1 to 2226 and encodes 741 amino acids. Gene Ontology annotation, molecular function: DNA binding; DNA-directed DNA polymerase activity. Lineage: Eukaryota; Fungi; Ascomycota; Sordariomycetes; Hypocreales; Ophiocordycipitaceae. Gene Ontology annotation, cellular component: nucleus. Gene Ontology annotation, biological process: double-strand break repair via nonhomologous end joining. The record is from RefSeq and is a predicted model, not a curated record.
AUGGAGAGAUUGACGGAUUCCACUCGGUCAACAGAUUUGGAGGAGAAGCGUGCCUCGUUUCGAGGCCUCCAACGCCUGCAACGCUGGGCGGCCGAGGAUGACGAUGAUUUGGAUCGCGAGGAACAAGAGGACCGGCAGCGACGCAUGAGUCACUUCCAGGCCAUCCCCAGCGUGCCCCCCCGAGAUGCUGCGUCCGGCGUCGACCAUCAAAGCAUCAACGCAUGUCCGGCGGAGAAGGCGAGGGAGGUGACGUCUACCUUGGACUCGUCGACGCAGCAGGUAGUCGAAUGCACCCAGAGCUCGGCCACGGCGUCGUUGGGUCGCCCGCACGCACCUGCCGCCGUCAAAGGCGAGGAGAUGGCCGUCGACGACACCGUCAUUCCGGACUCCGGGCGCCCCGUGUCCAAGACCCUUCGGCCGCCAAGGAGGAUGCCCUCGACCGCCGGGGAGCGCUCGCCUUGCCCGCGGAUGGGCACGAGGAAGAGAAAGCGGGGCGGCGGACCGGAGGUGCGGCCCGAGGCGGAGCAGAUAUUCAAGGGGCUGGUCUUUUAUUACAUCCCGGACAACGACAUCGCGCCGGCUAGGAGCUUGCGCAUCAAAAAGGCGCAAGAGUACGGGGCGAGAUGGGCGAGGCAAGUGCCGACGGCGAGCCACAUUGUCGUGGACACGGGUCUCGACUACAGCUCGGUCGAGAGAGUCACAUCCAAGGCCGGCCUUUUGGGUCCGCCGCCCAAGAUUGUCAACGAAAACUACCCCAUCGACUGCAUUCAGUUCCGCUCCCUGCUGGAUCACGACCAGAUGAAGUAUCGGAUUCCCGGACAGCCCGCGCCCGUCGAGGCCGUCGACGCGGACAAGAGCGUGGCACCCGCCGCAGCCGUCGUCGAUGAAGCGGUUGGGAAGGCGGUCAGAGGGAUGGGACGAUGCGACGACGUCAACGACGAACUGUCCGAUUGCAUCUCCAGGAUGCAACAGUUCAAGCACCUCCCGCUCGAUGAAGGGGACGACGAGGACGACCACGACGACCAAGGCGACUCUGCCGCCGAGGGGAUGGAUUCCGACGACGGCAAACGGCUCGACGCAGAGCACGAGAGCGUGGACGACCUCAAGGCGGAGCGAGCACGAGCCCGCUUGCGGUCGGGCCACAAGGGGGGGAAGUUUGAGGACCGAUUCGCCUGCCACCUGGCGGGGCCGAAGGAUGCAAAGGCCGACAACCCGAACUCGCGGACAAUCGAGGUCCUCCAGAGCAUGGCCGACUACUACGACGGCGUCGACGAUCGGUGGAGAACGUUGGGCUACCGCAAGGCCAUCAGCACGUUGAAGCGGCAAGAGGUCAAGAUAUGCACGGAGGAGGAGGCGUUUCGACUGCCGCAGAUCGGCCGGCGCAUCGCGCAGAAGAUUGAGGAGAUUGUGACGACCAACAGGCUGCGGAGGCUCGAGUACGCCUCGGACGAGGCCACGAGCGCCGUCCUGCAGCUCUUCCUCGGCAUCUACGGCGUCGGAAGCAAGCUGGCGCACCAAUGGAUCGCGCAGGGCCACCGGACGCUCGACGACCUCGCGGCCAAGGCGAAGCUGUCGCCGAGCCAGCUGGUCGGCAUCGAGCACUACGACGACCUGCAGACUCGGAUCCCGCGCGGCGAGGUGGAGGCGCUCGGGGCCGUCGUGAAGCGCGCGGCGGCGGCCAUCGACCCGGAGGUGGAGCUCAUCAUCGGCGGAAGCUACCGACGGGGCGCCGAGAGCUCGCGCGACAUUGACUUUGUCGUGGCCAAGGCCGGCACGGCGUCGGCGGCCGAGCUGCGGCCCUUUUUCGACGAGCUCGUCGGGCAGCUCGAGGCGGACGGCUUCCUCGUCGCCUGCCUCGCGUCGCCGCGCUCGGCGAGCGACGGCAGCAAGUGGCACGGCUGCUGCGUCCUGCCGACGACCGGUGCCUGCUCCGGCUCGAUGGGGGGUGAGGGUGACGGCGAUGCACCGGAGCCGAACCGACGGCCGCUGUGGCGGCGCAUCGACUUCCUCCUCGUGCCGGCGUCGGAGCAUGGCGCGGCGCUCAUCUACUUUACCGGCAACGACAUUUUCAACCGCAGCUUGCGACUGCUGGCGUCUAAGAAGGGCUUGAAGCUGAACCAGCACGGCCUAUACCGUGCAGGCGAGAUCGUCGAGGGCAGGGACGAGCGGCGCAUCUUUGCCGUGCUCGGGGUCAAGUGGAGGGAGCCGCAGGAGCGGUGGUGCUGA